AUGGCCUUCGAAGAGACAGGAGUUCGACGGGUACCCCCGAGGAGGGAAAGAAGAAGUGCAUACAACGACUCCGAAGAGAACGAGCAAGAUGCUCACGGCGCUCUGGGCACUGGAGCUAGUGCUGCAACAUCAACGUCAGCCUCUCACCACCAGACAAUACUUGCAGAGUCUGAUCUCACGACCAGACAACUGCAGGAGAUUACAAGAAUCACCCAGGCAAGAGGUCGUGAGCUUCAGCAAGCGAUCCUCGCCCACCAUGUGGGAGACGAGGACGCACAAGUGAGGAGGUGGAGACAACGCCGCCAAGACUGGGGGACACAGAUCAGUGACGCCUACACGAGCGACACUGGGGAGCGCAUGACCACAGCCAACCCCAUCCAGAUGCUCCGACUCCUCUGGCGCUGCCAGAAUCGACAACUCCAGGACCAGACACUGGAGGACUAUCAAGCAAGGGCCAACUGGGAAGCUUGGAACAUGUUUGCGAGACAGUCCCAAGUGUUCGUGAGGGAGCUUGAGGCAGAGUUGGCGGCAGCGCAAGAGGCUGUCAGUGAAGAGUGA
Molecule: messenger RNA, 558 nt
Organism: Fonsecaea nubica
Lineage: Eukaryota; Fungi; Ascomycota; Eurotiomycetes; Chaetothyriales; Herpotrichiellaceae
Exons: 1
Coding region: 1-558 (185 amino acids)
Source: RefSeq, a predicted model, not a curated record